Molecule: messenger RNA, 2666 nt
Organism: Prorocentrum cordatum
Lineage: Eukaryota; Dinophyceae; Prorocentrales; Prorocentraceae
Source: the annotation of a GenBank genome assembly
CAGCCAACCGUUCGUUGUUCAGCGCCCCUCCCGGCAGCAAGAUGGCUGCAAACACGAAUUCUCAGAGGUACGCGUGCGCAGCGGGCCCGGGGAGGCCAGGGGAGUCCAGCGCCGAUCCAAGAAUGCUGCACACUCCUCCGAAAGACGGUGCUCGUGUGGGCGACGCAGGCGAACGAGAUCGUCUUCGCGGCGCGUCAGCUCCCCGCGCAAGGUCAAGCGUAAGCGCCCUCGUCUCCAAUGCAGCGUGCCGCUCUGGCGGCCCACGUCAGCCGCGGCGUAUAAGGUCGCUGCGCCAUCGUGCGUAAGACCCGCUUCGUAUCGUCCCCCAUGUUGCUUUUCUUGCUCUGGCUGCCGAGGCCUCGGAACUCGCCGCCCCUGCAGCCGCGACAGGACCCGGGCAUCUGGGAGCAGCCCAGGCUCGGGCGUCGAGUAGUAGGGGUGCGGUACAUGGAUGGUGAAGAAGGGUGCACCUCUUGUGCCCUAAAGGGCCCCCCUGGGGCCCAAAAGGGGCGCGAAAGAUGCACGUUCCUCCCACCCCCUAAAUAACCCGUACCCCCUACGUCCCCGGGACUCGUUGUUUCUGUCCUGAUUCAUCUUUUGACAGUCCCGAGGCCCGGUAAGGGCCCCCAGUGGCCGAAAAUAGUGAACAUACGCCCGUCGUCAUUUUUUCAUGACCCGAGGGGGUCUGGGACUUAGCCCCCCAUUCAUCAAUGCCCGACAGGCCGCCGCCCCCGAGUCUGACGGGCGGCUCGGUCUGGGACCCGAGGGGCGCGGGUGGGCUCCCCGGCGGCUGCCUGGCGGCGGACCUCGGUGCCACUUACCCGGCGCUGGGACCGGACGUGGGCCCGCAGAGCAAGAGGGACAAGAAGAUCGCCAGCCUCACGAGCCAGACGGACGCGAGGGAGGCCCGCGAGGGCCAGUCGCAGGCCUCGUGGGGCAGGGAGCCCUGCCGCCGGCCGGUGCCCACGGCCGCGUUCCGCCUGCAGGACUUGGCGCAGGCCAGCCGCAAGCCGAGGUCUGCGGCGCGCGCCCAGGACGAGGCCUCUGCGGGCGGCAUGGCCGGCGCGCCCGAUGAGGGCGCCCCCCUCCGGGACGAGCACAGGGCUCUCGAGGGUGAGCGCGACGACGGCGAGCGCUUGCGGUGCCGGGCCCCCGCCUGGGGCGCACCAGAGCGCCGCCAGGUGCGGCGCGACCAGGGCCUCGGCCACGGGAGGCUCGGCGACGAGGGGGACUGCAGGCGAGACCGCCGCGAGGACGCGCACUCCCUCGACGGCCGCGACGGGCGGCCUGAGCGCGGGGCCCCCACUGCCCCCCCGCAGCAGCGGCGCGCGCGGGAGGAAGCGAGGGACUCAUUCGGCGCACCCGGCGCAUGGCGCCUCGAGAAGCGCGACGACGGCAGCGUGCGGGACAGAGGCCCAGAGCCGCGCGGGCGUCGCGCCCGCAGGCCUGGGGCCCAGUCCGAGAGCGAGGCGAGCCGCUCCAGCAGGAGCGCCUCUGGCGACGAGGCGCCCGGCUUCCGCAUCGACCCACAGAAGCCGCUCAGGAUACUGCAGAAGCCGCCCCAGGGCCGGGCCCCUGCCGCGGAGCCCGAGGCCCAGGGGUGCGGGGCGAGGCCGCAGGAGGCCGCAGAGCCGGACAAGCUGGGCGGGGGCGCCAAGAGCAGGGGGCCGCGCGAUGCCGGUGGCGGCCCGGCAGCCGCCGACGCGGACCCGAAAGGCAGCGGCAGUGGCGACAGUAGAGGGCGCAGGAAGGGUUCCAAGGCCGACGCCCUCGAGCUGGGGGAGGAGGUGCCCCAGGCAGCAGGCCGCGCGGCGGCCCGCCAGCAGCACGGCAGGGGCCGCGGCCGCGGCCUGCGUGGCGCGGAGGGCGACAGCUCUGAGGCAGAGGCGAUGUGGACUGAGGCGUCGGACUCAGAGAAGGCUGACAAUGCCGGGGCCGAGGGGGCAGAGAGGGCCAGGCAGCUGCGCCAGGAGCGCAAGGACCAGCAGGACGGCGACGAGAAUGAGGAAGAGGGCGACGACCAUGCAGAGGGCCUGAGCGAGAUGAGGGACGGCGCCAGCGAGGACAGCGGUGCCAGCGAGGACGAGGACGAGGAGGACCCCGAGGCGAAAGGCUGGCCCGAGGACUCGGACGAGAAGGACCAGGAGGAGGCGCGGGCCCGCGGCGCAGCAGGCCAGCGGAGUCUCGGCCCAUUCUGCCCCGCCGCCAGGGGGUCUGCGGACCAGGCGGAGGACGGCAACGUGAGCAACGUCGUCGCCGCGGUCUCGAAGAGGCAGGAGACGGAAGCGCGCCAGGAGAGCCGCAGGGCGGCGCAGGUGGAGGCGCGGCUGGCCAUCCGGCGGGAGGCCCGCCAGCAGCGGAAGGCGGCGCGCCUCGGAGGCGGGGCUGCAGCCGCGGCGGCCGCCGAGAGUGCAGGCGAGGCGCGCGAGGGGCCCGAGUGCGGCGAGGACGGAGCUCCGCGCGAGGAGGACGGGCCCAAGGAGGGGCCCAGGCACGAGGCGAUCAGCCUCUUCGCCCUCAGGCACACCGCGAGGCAGACCCAGCGCAGGGCUGGCGCCGAGCUCGGACCGGGCGACGGCGCGGCCUCGGCGCAGGCGCCGGCCGAGGGCCCGCGCCCGGGGGAGCCCGAGGCCUCCGCCGGGGCCUCCGGGCGCGCGGCGCCCCCG